Molecule: messenger RNA, 909 nt
Organism: Kluyveromyces lactis
Lineage: Eukaryota; Fungi; Ascomycota; Saccharomycetes; Saccharomycetales; Saccharomycetaceae
Gene: ARV1
Product: sterol homeostasis protein ARV1
Exons: 1
Coding region: 1-909 (302 amino acids)
Biological process (GO): sphingolipid metabolic process; intracellular sterol transport; sterol metabolic process
Cellular component (GO): Golgi apparatus; cortical endoplasmic reticulum
Source: RefSeq, a predicted model, not a curated record
AUGAUAUGUAUAAACUGUGGUCACCAAGUGGAAUCCUUAUAUGUGAUCUAUUCGGGGGACCAUAUUAGACUUACCGACUGCCCAAAAUGCUCCCAAGUUGUGGACAAAUAUGUGGAGUUUGAUCCAGUACUUUUGUCCAUUGACCUUUUACUACUGAAGAAGGGAGCAUAUCGACAUAUGACAUUCAAUAAACUGGAAUUACAGCUAAGGAAACAUCCGGAAUGGAAAAUUAGCCGACAAAAGCUAAGUACGUGGAAUCAAUUCAAAGUUUUUGCAACUAAUGUUAGAAAUUGGUUAAAGAAAUAUGAUCAAUUGAGCAGAUUACAAGUUUUCCUUGUUGCAUUCGAAGUGUAUUUAAAUUGGGUCACAGUGGAAACGAAAUUUUCGAAGUAUAGUAGUGAAUUCAUGUUUUCCAACAAAUUAAUGAUCUACAAUAUACUUGAAGGAUCUGUCUGGGUACAGUAUCUAUUCUUCUUUGCGUAUGUGAUGAUUGAAAUGAUUGUGCUACACAGCGUAUUUCAAUAUGUUCUUAUAAACAGAUGGAAUUGGGGAAAGGUUUUAAAGUAUCGUAAGGACAUAGUAUACUAUAUUUUAUUAAUUUCGUAUGGUGCGAAAAUCUUCCCUAUUCUAAUGCUUAUAUGGCCUUACGAUACAUUAUUGUCCACGGCGAUCAUCAAACUUAUUGCUAAUAUAUAUAUUAUCGAAGCAGUUCACAUUGUUACCCAAAAGCCAUAUUUCAAAAUAUCUAUUCUUUUGAUCUCAACGCUACUGCUACAAUACCUUCUUGCACAGACUAUACUCAUAAUCGUGGUUUCUGGAUUUGACAUGUCAGUGAUGUUGAGUUAUAUAAUGUCUGAAUAUCGGUUGAUAUUAUUCAGAAUGAACGCUAAGAAGAGUUUGUAUCUAUAG